This is a messenger RNA of Orbicella faveolata, 44458 nucleotides long. RefSeq lists its product as uncharacterized. The record is from RefSeq and is a predicted model, not a curated record. NCBI's taxonomy places the organism in Eukaryota, Metazoa, Cnidaria, Anthozoa, Scleractinia, Merulinidae. Gene Ontology annotation, molecular function: protein binding; metalloendopeptidase activity; zinc ion binding.
UUUCAUCGGGGGGGAUAUUUGACAGAUCUAGCUGUGAAAUAGGAUAUUAUUUCACAUAAACCCACAGACUCACCUUGUAAUUUUUGCCACAAAGACAGGCUUUCCAAGAGCAGCUUUGCACUGGGUUCUUUUGACAAGGCAAGCGGUUCAUGGAAUAAUUUGCUCCCAAGCGCUAGUCUUUGAGCGAAAAAACUUCAAAUUUUAAAUUACUAUUUUUCAUCGACCGUAGUUUAUUAUUGUAACGCUUGUGUCCUACCAGAAAAGCAUCACUUCGUUGCCGCAACGACGAAUACAAAAUCACAGUUUAUCUCAGACAAAAGUAGCGCGUUCGAAACUUCCAACACACCGUUGGAAUCGCAAAGAGCUGAGGGUAAAGAUUGCCGUGCUCUCAUCAACCAACAGAAAGCCGAUUAGCAACGAUAUGUGGUAAAAGACCAAGAUGAAAGAGAAAGGAAUUUCAAUAACGGGGGUUUUUCCUCGAAUUCUUGCAGCUUUCUGCUUUUUGAGGACGGUCUGUUUUGCUGCCAGUGAUGAGUUUUCAAGAUUCUGUCCGCUGCCAACAUUUACUGGAAAAGGUUAUGUAGCUUUCACUGGGGAAAUAACGAGAUUGUCCCUAGAAAAAAACAAUCACGUCACAGCCCAUGUUCACGUAAGGAAUGUAUAUCGAAGAGAUUCACAACUGAGUAGCGUUACUGUAAUAAACGCCAUUGAAAGAGCUCCGUCUUGUGAUCAUCAACACAAGUUAGAAGACGUGAGGCUCUGGGUUGCAAAACGACAUUCAAGCGGUUUUUUGACCGCAGCUGCUUCCCUGCCCGUUACAAUGCGAAUGGUGGACGAGGUUCUCAAAGCGCUUCCAGACCAUUCUUUUGAAAACGGAGGCAGGAUACUAGCUUUCCAACAAGGAGUUGAGUGCAACGAAAGGAACUGUCAGUAUGGUGGAGAGUGUGGCGCUGAUUCAAGCGGCCGUUUACGCUGUCAGUGUAGAAUAUACUGUACCCGGCAAUACGACCCAGUCUGUGGUACAGAUGGUAGAACCUACAACAAUCCGUGCCUCAUGAGAGCCGCUAGAUGUCAAUUUCAGAGGGAUAUUACACGACUCCACUUCGGGCAGUGCGGUGCCACAAGCUGUUUAGGUUUGAAAAAUGCGGGCGUCGGCUCUACGGACGGCGAGUACGUCAUUUAUGUACGACCAGAGUGUAACACACCAAUGAAGGUCUACUGUCAUGGUAUGAAUACCAGUUCACCUAAAGAAUACGUCACGCUGCCAGCCGGCGUGCAAAACAACUAUGCCUACAUCUACGCCAAACGGCUGCCUCCCAGACCCUACUCGGCCAGGUACAAGUGUGAGGGAAAGCCUGGAGCGAUGAACUAUUCCUCAGCCGGAUUGACGAAGUUCCGAAAAGUUCGUGUGGAUCUCCCGAGGAUGGCCAUCGUUCGAGACGAUUUCACCUUCGCCAAGUCGGAUCCGUUCGGAAGGAGAAUCGCCUAUGGUUCGGCUGGCGACUGCUUUUCGAUGCAUUACGGUGGUGCGUGCAGGAGGGGACAUUUUAAGGUGGACCUGACUCAUACCGGCUUGCACUUGAAGGCGUCCACAGAAUGGCAAGCGAUAGGUUUCCCUCCUGGAAUUGAAAUGCACGAGUACAAAAAAUCCAAGGACGGCACCUUGGUGUCUGCUAAGUGCGGUGGCUGGUGUGGCAAGUGUAGACCUGUCGGGGAGAUGCUGCUGGAACAGACUGUUUGUACUCAAGACGAAGAUCCCUGCCAGUCUAUCGUUUGUGAAUUCUACUCCAUCUGCCGCCGGUCCAGUGAUGGCCUCAGUCACAUGUGUCAGUGUCCUUCAAACUGCUCCAAGGCUAACAUGCCAGUCUGUGGAAGCGAUGAUAUGACUUAUGAGAAUGAAUGCGAGCUUCAAAGGCACUCUUGCUCCAAAAGGAAGACAAUCACAGUCAAGAGCAUGACAGCUUGCGAUGUAAAACAGCCUGUCCACCUAAUGUUUGCGAUUGACACCACCAGUAUGAAUGAGCCAAAAGUUGUGCAAAAAUCUAAAGGUUUCUUCAAAGAUCUGGGCAACAGAUUCCGGAUUCCUGAGCAAGGAAUAACACAUGGUUUUUUGAAGUUUGACCUUAGUGGCACAGCUAAGAUGGAUCUUGUAACAUUUUACAACUAUAUUACAUUGCCUGCAUAUAUCAACACUUUGCAAAGUACCAAAGACAAAACAACACUUGAGCAAGCACUGGCAGAUUCUGUACCUGGUCUGUUAUAUAGUCUGGAGUAUGACAGCAGGCUAAGAGACAGUCAGUACCCUAAGGCAAUUGUACUUAUCACAGAUGGAAGUAGUGUGUCCUACCCCCAAGGCCUUGCAGUCAUUGCUAAAUCAUUGAGGGAGGCAGGGGUUAAAGUUGUAGUUGUUCUUGUUGGUGAUGCUGACAAAGGCUUAGAGAAUGUGAAACCACUAGCCUCACAAAUGGACUUCAUUUUGGCUGUAGGGUCACCUGAUCGGCUAAAGGGGAUGGUGCAACCAACAGUCAACAAAAUCCUGCAAGAUUUGAACACUUGUGGAUGGAAACGCUGUCAUUUCUACUCAAAAUGUGUCAAAAGUGACGUCCCAAAGUGCGAGUGUAGCCCAGUGACCAGUGAUGUUAUCAGCCCAGUUUGUGGGUCAGAUGGCAAGUCUUAUAAUAACUUAGCUGCCCUGGAGUUAGCAGCCUGUCAGGAACAGAAGUGGAUUGUACCUCGACACAGAGGAAGAUGCAUCACUGAUCCUAGCUGUAAGAGUCUUGAGUGCAAAUUCUACUCUUAUUGCACGGUACCACCCUCUGGAAUUGCCACAUGCAAGUGUCCCGACCCGGCUGCUUGUGGUAACUCGAGGAAUCGUGUGUGCGGCACUGAUGGCUUGUCAUAUGACAACAUUUGCCAGCUGACAGCAGCUGCCUGUAAGAGAUACCAUGAAGUCAGGGUGCUCCAUGCUGGACUAUGCAUACAAAAACAAGUCGACCUCGUGUUUGCCUUGGGCGGAGCAGGCCAGAUCACCUCGGGCACUUUUCAGAAACAAAAAGACUUCAUCAAGCAGUUCCUGGACACGUAUGGCACUUCAACUCGUGGAAUUCACGUGGGCAUCAUUGACUAUGGCUCGGGUACAGUUAUAGCCAAGUUUGAAAACUUUGACACAGACAAUCUCAAGGACAAGGUAGAUAAGCUGCGUUUAACACGAGGCGGCACGGUGGUUGUUGCUUUACGCAGUUCUCAGACCCAGCUGUUUGGCGAUCCUAAACUGCUGAGACCUCAGGCAAUAAAAGGAUUGAUAGUUCUGACAGGGGAGAGAGUUAAUGGAGGGGAUACAGCACUGCGCGAUGCAGCAUCACCUUUGAUACGCAAGGGAAUCAAGAUCGUGGCGGUGGCUGUGGGCGACAUUCCAGACAAACCGAAACUGUUGACGUUCACCUCAGGCGAUGAAUAUGUGUUUGAUUUUAACAGCGUCAGAGAUCUGCCGUCGCUAGUGCCAAAAGUUUACGAAGUGAUAGUAAAAGAUCCCUGCGAGAAGAAGCAGAAAUUAUGUGAGCACUAUUCCCAGUGUGUUUCGUACAACGAUGGAAGGACAGAGUGUGUGUGCGAUAAUCAGUGCCCAAAGGUUGAAGAACCCGUAUGUGGAACAGACGGUCGGGAUUACACUAAUGAGUGUGUCUUGAAGGCGACAGCUUGCCGUGAGAGCAGAGAAGUGGCAGUGUCGGACACGGGGCUUUGCGGAGCCUGCGUUCACUCCAUGGACAUUGGUGUAAUUGUGGAUUCAUCUCGGAGUGUUGGGUGGAAGAACUACGAGACUGUCAAACGCUCGCUCGCCAAGCUCACAGAGUACUUUGAUGUGUCUAAAGACGGAACUCACUUUGGCUUCGUUCACUACAAUGAAGACGCCAUCCUGGACUUCGACUUCUCUGAUACCUCUUUGCACAACCCUGAGGUUCUGAGAGAAAAGAUUAUGGACAUGAAAUACGACCCAGGCCGUACGCGGACAGACAAAGCUAUUAAAAUGGCGAACGAGAGACUGUUUACUGAGAGGGGUGGGGCAAGGAAGGGUGUGCCAAAGUUUUUGAUUGUCCUCACUGAUGGAAGUACUAGUGAAGGUUCUAUGCCUUAUGCAACAGUUUUAGCGCCUCUGAAGACUAAAGGAGUGCAAGUGUUGGCUGUUGGUCUCGGACCAGGAGCUCCUGAUAAUGAGCUGAAAAGUAUUGCCAUGGAAAACUCUGACAAUGUGAUGAAGAUAGGUUCAUUUGAUCAGCUGGCAGGCAAUUUACAAAAAAUUACCAAGGACUUAUGUCAAGGAAUAGAACCACUCAAUCUUGUGUUUGCGAUCAACGCAAAUGGGCAAGAUGCGAAAGAUAACUUUGACCGCAUGACCAACACCAUCACUUCAAUCAUUGAUUCUUACGGGCAGAGGAAUAUAAAGUACGGACUGACUGUGUACGGAAGCACGGCCGUGUCGCGAAUCCAGUUGACCGAGAGUUUUAGCAACGAUGAACAACUCAAGAAUCUCGUGAAAAUGGUUCAACGAGUACGCGGUGGAGCGGAUUUACCAGCUGCUCUUGAGAAUGCAAAAGAGGUGUUUAGUGGAGACAUUCCUAAACGCCGUAACGUAUUGGUGAUAAUGACUGACAGCAAAGCGACUGGCGACAAAGCUAAGAUGCAACCCACAGCGGACGAGCUACACGACAUGGGUGUCAAGGUCAUCACGGUUGCCAUGGGAACUGAGUCGGAUCAGAGUGAAUUGCGUCCACUAUCACCCAUGAAAGAUAACAGUCUUGAAGAAGAUCCCGAAGAGAGCCCUAAGCAGCUUGGUGAUAGAAUCAUGAAAGAGGCCGUUAAACCUAUGGAGUUUGUCCCUAUGGUGGAUCUUGGUUUCGCUCUGAGUGCCUCGGCAUCUGACGCUAGCAAGAAUUUUGCCAAAAUGAAAUCUGUCAUCAAUUCCAUCAUUGACCAGUACAGCAUUAGCCGCAUUAAGUAUGGUGUUGUGGUGUAUGGAAACGACGCCAAGACAGUCUUUGAUUUCCAGCGAGUUUUUGCCAAGGAAGACGACUUGAAGCAAUAUCUUUCAUCAGUGACACCUGCGGCUGGUGGAUCAAGUCUAGAGAAGGGGCUCGCACAGGGAGAACAGCUUUUUGCUUCCGGAGGAGCUCGUCCAAAUGCGCGCAAAGUUCUCGUCGUGUUUACAGACAAGAAAUCAACCGGGAAUGAGCAGAUGGCACAGGCUGAAGCAAAAGAACUUAGAGACCAGGGUAUUAAAGUUAUUGCCAUCGCACUGGGAAGUGAGAGUGACGUGACUGAGCUCAAGGAUGUAGCAACAGAUGGCCGUCAUGUCAUUCGUGCCAAGAAGACUGAGGACUCUGAUAACUUAGCUGUCGAGGUUAUGGAACUUGCUUUUAAAGAAAUCCCAGACGUGCCUAUGGUGGAUCUGGCCUUCGCUUUAAGUGCUACAGCCACAGAUGCCAGUACAAACUUUAAACUGAUGAAAGACACCAUCACAGCCUUUGCUGAUAUGUACGGCGUGUCAAAAAUCAACUACGCUAUCAUAACGUAUGGCCAGAGUCAAAGAAAGUGGGUUGAUUUCCAAAACCAGCCGUCUGAUUUUGAAGACAUGAAAAAGACUGUGGAUGACAUCGCCAGGGAAAAAGGGGUGGUAGCGCUGGAUAAAGGCCUUGAGGAAGCCAGGAAACUCUUUGAAGGAGCUAGGCCACAAGCUCGUAAGGUCCUGGUUAUAAUCACUGACAAAAAAUCUGGUUCAAAUGCAUCUGAUGUAAAAACAGCUGCCAAGCUCCUGGAGAAAGCUGGGAUAGCAGUGAUUCCAGUAGCAAUAGGUGUCGAGGCGGAUGUGAAAGAACUGGAAAAUCUCACUCCAGACAAGACGAACAUCAUAGAACCGUCUGCUGGCACCUCGGCUAACGAGCUAGCUAAGAUGAUCAUGGAGAAAAUAAAUACAGUUAUUUCCUGUCUAGUUCUACCGCCCAUCUCCGAGGUGGAUCUUGGAUUUGCGUUAAGUGCAUCGAGCGUACUCCACAACGAAACCUUCAAGUUAAUGAAAGACAUCAUCACCUACAUCAUCGACGCGUAUGGCACACAGAAGAUACACUACAGUGUCCUGGUGUAUGGGGACACUGCCACAAUAGAAAUCAACUUUGGGCAAACUCCACCGUCGCCACAGCAGCUCAAGACAGCGGUAGAAAAGCUCCGCGUUGGAACAGGAACACCAAACUUAGCUGGCGCACUGGAGAAGGCACUCAAAAUGUUUGAAGAUGACGACAGAAGACCCUUGACUCACAAAGUUCUCGUGAUAAUGGCGGAUAGUAGAUCAGGGUCUACCGAAGAUGAAAUCAAGAAGGCUGUCCGAACUCUUGAGGAGAGGGAUAUUGAAGUCAUUGCUGUGGCCGUUGGAGAGGAAGCUGACCCUGUUGAACUUGAAAAUACGACGCCUGACAAGACAAAUGUUAUCGAGACUGACAAAGACGAAGAUCCAAAGAUGGUUGGUGAGAAGAUCAUGGACAAGAUUCGAGGUGAACCUCCAGUACCAGAGAUUGAUCUUGCCUUUGCCCUCAGCGCCACUGGACUUGAUGCAGACAAGACUUUCAGUCUCAUCAAAGAUACAAUUAAGUACAUUGUGAACAAGUAUGGAACGGACAAGAUUCAUGUCCUGGUUAUAAUCACUGACAAAAAAUCUGGUUCAAAUGCAUCUGAUGUAAAAACAGCUGCCAAGCCCCUGGAGAAAGCUGGGAUAGCAGUGAUUCCAGUAGCGAUAGGUGUCGAGGCGUAUGUGAAAGAACUGGAAAAUCUCACUCCAGACAAGACGAACAUCAUAGAACCGUCUGCUGGCACCUCGGCUAACGAGCUAGCUAAGAUGAUCAUGGAGAAAAUAAAUACAGUUAUUUCCUGUCUAGUUCUACCGCCCAUCUCCGAGGUGGAUCUUGGAUUUGCGUUAAGUGCAUCGAGCGUACUCCACAACGAAACCUUCAAGUUAAUGAAAGACAUCAUCACCUACAUCAUCGACGCGUAUGGCACACAGAAGAUACACUACAGUGUCCUGGUGUAUGGGGACACUGCCACAAUAGAAAUCAACUUUGGGCAAACUCCACCGUCGCCACAGCAGCUCAAGACAGCGGUAGAAAAGCUCCGCGUUGGAACAGGAACACCAAACUUAGCUGGCGCACUGGAGAAGGCACUCAAAAUGUUUGAAGAUGACGACAGAAGACCCUUGACUCACAAAGUUCUCGUGAUAAUGGCGGAUAGUAGAUCAGGGUCUACCGAAGAUGAAAUCAAGAAGGCUGUCCGAACUCUUGAGGAGAGGGAUAUUGAAGUCAUUGCUGUGGCCGUUGGAGAGGAAGCUGACCCUGUUGAACUUGAAAAUACGACGCCUGACAAGACAAAUGUUAUCGAGACUGACAAAGACGAAGAUCCAAAGAUGGUUGGUGAGAAGAUCAUGGACAAGAUUCGAGGUGAGCCUCCAGUACCAGAGAUUGAUCUUGCCUUUGCCCUCAGCGCCACUGGACUUGAUGCAGACAAGACUUUCAGUCUCAUCAAAGAUACAAUUAAGUACAUUGUGAACAAGUAUGGAACGGACAAGAUUCAUUAUGGCUUGCUGGCGUUUGGCAAUGUGCCUAGUCGUUUCAGGGACUUCCGCCGUGAGGCGUUCUCCAAAGAUGACUUGAUCAAACUUCUGGAAAUGAUGCCUAGAAGUUCCACAGGGCCUGACCUUGAGAAAGCUCUCGAUGAAUCAGACAAGUUAUUUCAAGAAGCAGGAGCUCGACCGACUGCGAGGAAGGUUCUGGUUGUGAUUAUGGACAAGAAGUCUGGUGUUGCAGAAUCACGUGUCAAUAGCACAGCCAAUAGGUUGUAUGCACACUACAUUGACGUCAUACCAGUGGCUAUUGGAGAGGAAGCCGACUUGAAACAGUUGAUUUUGACCACAAAAGACCAAAGUAACCUGAUUGAAGCACCAAAAGUUUUCGUACCAGACAAACUCGGAGAAGCAAUAAUGCGAAAGGUUUUGAAAGGGCCUGUUGUACCGGAAGUGGAUGUGAUCUUCGCUGUGGGUGCCACCUCAAGAAACGCAAUAGAAACUCUCCGCACAAUGAAAGAUACUCUGGCGUAUGUGAUCAACACUUACGGUGUAGGCAGUAUUAGAUAUGGAGUGAUCUCAUUUGGUACGGAUGCCAUCAUUGAACAAAGAUUUGGUCCGGAGGACCCAUCCCCUGAGGACCUUAAACAGCUAGUGCUGGGCUUGCCUGCUAGCAGAGGACCACCUGUUUUGGAUCGUGUACUGAAUGCAGCCAAGGGUGUCUUUGAAGGCUCAGGUCUUCGACCAAACGCUAUGAAGGUUUUAGUGGUAAUAACAGACGAUCGCUCCAGCUCUACAGAUGAAGAAAUCAGAGCCGCGGCGAAGCCCUUAGAAAAUAAAGGAAUUCACGUUAUUGCUGUUGGCAUUGGAAUCGUAUCGGACUCCGGACAGUUAGGGCAGGCCACACAGAACGAAGAAGAUGUCAUCUCAGCGCCUAGAGAUGUCGACCCUUCCACCUUGGGAAAUAGGAUUAUGGAGAGAGCUUUUCAACCUGUGUUGCUGCCAAUAGAAGAUGUGGACCUAGUGGUUGCUAUGUGUGCAGUGUCUGCAGCGUCAGAUCAGUCCUUUAAGCUGAUGAAGGACACUGUGAAGUCCAUUGUUGAUAAAUAUGGGACUUCCAAAAUUCAUUACAGUGUGGUGCUCUAUGGAACGCGGGCUGUGCCAAUGCUGAAAUUUUCAGAUAAGGCACUGACCAUCCAGGAAUUUAAAGGACAAAUCAGCAUUCUUCCGAAGCCUAAAGGUAGUCCUACUUCACCUGUACUCGACCAGGCUCUAAAGGCCACCAGUGUAUUAUUUGAAGGAGAUGGCGUGCGAGUAAAUGCGAAGAAAGUUCUUCUCGUGUUCACAGACAAGAGCUCGGGUUUAGAUGAAAAGACACUUAGAUCAGCAGCCGCUGAGCUGGAGAACGAAGAAGUGGAAAUCAUCGCGGUAUCCAUAGGAGAUGAGUCUAGUUCAAGAGAGUUAGCGUUUGUAACGCCACACACAGGCAAUAUUAUUGAUGCGCCUACAGACGAAAAUCCUGACAAGCUCUCUUCGGAGAUUUUGAACUUAAUAAUUACAGAUCCCCCUCCCGUCUCGACAGAAGUGGACGUUGCUUUCGCAAUAAGUGCGAAUUCCGUGAACUACAGGCAGACAUUCAGACUAAUGAAAGAUACUAUAGCCUGGAUAAUCAGCAACUAUGGGACAGAAAAGCUGCGUUAUUCUGUAAUCCUGUUUGGUAACGAUGCCAAGAUAGAACUGGACUUCGAUGGCGACAUUUCCACCCCAAAUAAACUGAUACAGUUUGUCCAGGAACUUCCAAGAAGACGCGGCGGCCCUGAUGUCAUCUCAGCUCUGGAAGAGGCUAAAAGAGUGUUUGAAUCUGCUUCUGCAAGACCCAACGCGUGGAAGGUUCUAGUGGUCAUCACUGAUAAAAGAUCUGGCUCAAGUUUAACAGAUAUUGAAAAAGCUGCCGAGCCCCUGGACGAGGAUGGUAUUAAGGUAGUACCAGUGGCAGUAGGCGGUGAAGCUGACCCGUCUGAACUGGAGGCUACCAAUCCAGAGAGAUUUGUUAUUACGGUACCAAGGACUGAAGAGCCCAAGACUUUAGGGAAGCAAAUCAUGGAACAUGUUAUUAGACCCAAGUUCCUACCCAUUGAUAUCGCCUUUGCUCUGAGUGCGUCUGGGAUAUCUGCUAAUAAAACAUUCAGCUUAAUGAAGGAUACAGUUCAGCGUAUUGUGGACAAGCAUGGAACGGGAAGCUUGCGAUAUAGCAUCAUUUUGUUCUCGGAUUCCGCCAAUAUCAUCAUACGAUUCAGUGAGAAAUAUUCCAGUCUUGAUCAGUUGAAGACAUCCAUCGGAGCUCUGCCUCUUCGCACCGGAGGCUCCUCCCUUACUGAAGCCCUUAAAGCUGCUAAGAACGCAUUCCAAGACAGCGGGGUCCGUAAGGACGCUACCCACGUGCUUGUUGUCAUCACGGAUAAGAGGUCUGGGGAGAGAGAAGACGAUGUUGAAAAAGCUGCCAAGCCUCUAGAGGAGUCUGGGAUCGUGGUCAUUCCUGUUGGUGUUGGAGAUCAAGUUAAUGAUAAAGAGCUUAACAUAAUAACAAUUAACAAGGACAAUGUGAUUCUUGUUGAUGAGGAAGAAGACCCUGAUAAUUUGAUGGUGUUGAUUAUGGCGAAAAUUAAUGAAACACGAAGACCACCACCAGUUGACCUUGCAUUUGCUCUCAGUGCUUCCUCGUUACAGUCUCGGAGCUCCAUCAAAUUGAUGAGGGAUGUGAUAAAAGAGAUUAUUGAAGACUAUGGCACUAGAGACAUACACUACAGUUUUAUUAUCUAUGGCUCUGAAGCCUCCACAAAAUACAGCUUCACAACUGACCCAGUGGAUCAAGACUACCUGCAAAACUUCGUGGAAUUCAUGCCCGUUAUCAAUCCACCGACAUCACCUCACGUCGCUCUGGAGGAGGCCACCAAAGCGUUCAAAGGUGCAGGAGUGCGCGCAAACGCUACCAAGGUACUUGUGGUGAUGACAGACAUGAAGGGAGAUUCUACUAAAGAGGAGAUUGACGCGGCCGCUGACCCGCUGAAGCAGAUGAAGGUCAAGGUGAUAGUCGUGGGAAUUGGUGCAAAUGUCGACAACAAUGAGCUUGCUAAUGUCACGGGUGAUAAUAACAAUGUAAUCACAGUACCGGUGGAUGCAGACAAGGAUUCAUUGACCAAAAAAUUGAUGAAGAAAGUUUUCCAGCCAGUUCCGCCUGUGGUUCCAAAGAUUGAUCUUGUGAUCGCCAUAAGUUCAGUGUCUUCUAGUGCUGAUGAAGUGUUCCAGAAGACACAAGACGCAGUCGCUUCUAUCACUGACAAAUAUGGUACAAACGACAUACAUUAUGCUGUCAUCCUCUUUGGAAGCGAUGCCCAGGUCGUCAUCGACUUCGAUUCUUACGCUACAAGUGAACAGCUGAACGAAAUGUUCUCAAACCUACGUCGCUUAAAGGGAGGCCCUGUGUUAGAUGAAGCCCUGAAGCUUGCAGGACAAGUGUUUACAUCACCAGGAGCGCGAAGCGACGCACACAAAGUCCUGGUUGUGAUCACAGACAAGAAGACGUCUUCCAAGCUUGAUGAUGUCAUACUUGAAGCGAAUAAGCUUGAGGAUAUGGGAGUGACCGUGAUUCCCUUGGGGAUUGGUGCUGAGACUGACAGAAAUGAACUAGAAGAGCUUACGCCUGAUGUGACGGACGUCAUCACAAUUUCCAAAGUACUUGAUGCUGACGAUCUUGGAAGGAAGAUCAUGGAGAAGGUUUUGAAAGAACGCCCGAAAGUACCAGAGAUCGAUGUGGUAUUCGCUCUAACAGCUACAACAGGAAAUGCAGAAGACACCUUUCAGCGCAUGAAAGAUGCUGUGGAGAUUAUAACAGACACGUACGGAAUAUACACGGUGCGUUACAGCUUCAUCGUGUAUGGUGCCAUUCCUAACAUCGUUUUUGACUUCAAAACAAACUUUCCCAGCCGUGAAAGCUUGAAAUAUUUCAUUGAGCAAUCGCGGAGAGCCACGGGGCGUCCUGACACCAAGCGAACCUUGGAAGAGGCCACGCAGGUUAUUAGAGGUUCAAGUGUUCGUCCGUCGGCGAAAAAGAUUCUUGUCCUCCUGACCGAUGAUGCCUCAUACGAUAAUCCUGAAGAUGUAGAUAAAGCCAUUGAGGACUUAAACAAGAAAGGCAUUCCUGUUCUAACCUUUGCGCUUGUUAACAAUCCCAAAACUGACUUUGAAGUUCCAAAAACCGUAGAACCAGGAGAACUGGCUGAAAAAGUCAUGGAGAAGGUUUUAGCUGCUGUGUUGGAACCACCAGAGAUAGAUCUUUGUUUCGCUAUCAGCGCCACUGCUGCUAAUGCUGACAGCACGUUCACCUUGAUGAAAGAAACCAUAAAUGAUGUCAUAGACAACUAUGGUAUCAGCAAAAUCCGCUACAGUGUCAUUCUGUUUGGAUCUCAAGCCAGGCAGGUCGUAGGUUUCGAUUCUAGCAUUACGAAACCUGCUCAACUGGAAGCGUACAUCCGUUCACUCGAUCGACUCAGCGGUGGUUCAGCAAUAGACAAAGCGCUGGAGAAAGCGCUGGAAUCAUUCAAGGCGGGCAUCACUCGUCCUAAUGCCAGAAAAGUCCUUGUUGUGAUCACAGACAACGAGUCAGGGCUCGAAUCUGGUGACAUUGUGGCAAAGGCCAAGCUCUUGGAGAACAGGAAUGUUCGUUUAAUCACUGUGGCAGUUGGGGAUUCAGCAAGCCAACAAGAGUUGGAAUCUAUUGCCUCGGAUAAAAGAGAUGUUUUGACUGUUCCGACAUCUGCACAACCCAACGCACUUUCCAAAGAUAUUAUAGUAUUGGUUCUAACAGAUCGCCCAUUGAAUGUGCCGAAGCUAGACCUGGUGUUUGCCAUCUCAGCCACAAGCAAGGAUACAGAUGAAACGUUCCAGCUAAUGUCAAGCGCCAUAGACUCACUUCUCCAGAAAUACGACUCAAGUAACAUUCGAUACGGUGUUCUUGUGUACGGUAAUGAUGCCACUGUAGUGGUUCACCUUAAAAACCACACGGAUGCAGCCCAAAUCCAGGAACAGUUGACGACGAUGCUGCCAUCUGUAGGUGGAACAGCCUUAGAUAAGGCUCUGGAAGCAGCUGCUGCUAUGUUCGCCCAGGCUGGUGACCGCGAGGAUGCGGACAGAGCUUUGGUCAUCAUGACUGAUGAGAGUUCCGGUCUCGAUGAAGACGUCGUUGUUGGCGCAACCAAACCUCUUGAACAGAUGGCAGUGAAAAUUAUUCCUGUAGUAGUUGGUGACGAUGUAAAACCGAAGGAAUUCGACGAAGUCACUUCUAAAGAUAACAUCAUUACGACCAAGAAGGAUGAAGAUCCGGAACAACUGAGCGUGGAAAUCAUGGAGAGAGUAAUUAAUGGAACCCUUCAGCUGCCAGAGACCAACCUGUUAUUUGCCAUCUCCGCCACAGGGCUUCAAGCUGAAGAAACACAUGCAUUCAUGAAGGACAUCAUCAAGUGGAUCAUGGACAAGUACGGAACAGAAAGACUGGAGUACAGCGUCAUUGUCUAUGGCGGCUCGGCCUCAACACAAGUCACCUUUGGUGAAAUUUUCGAUUCAGAUGCUGAGUUGAUAAAGGCAGUCGGCAGCGUGCCUCGAGUAUCAGGGGGCCCCUCUCUGGACGAGGCGUUGGAAGCUGCAAAAGAUCAGUUUGAAAGUCCACUUAUCAGACCAAACGCGGCUAAGGUUCUAGUAAUCAUCACAGACAAAUCAUCUGGCAAAAGCCCGCAGGACAUCAGAACAGCGGUUAAAUCCCUAGAAACAAAUGGAAUUCGUGUGAUCGCGGUGGCUGUUGGGAAGGAAGUGGACUCCAAUAAAGAAAAGGAAAUACCAACAGACGGAGACGUCAUCGAGACUGAUAACAAAAAAGAUCCCGGAUCAGUAGGACAGAAGAUAGUAGACAAAAUUGCAAAGGGUGAGGCUCCCAUACCAGAACUGGACCUAGGAUUUGCCAUUGCGGCAGGUUCACUGGAUGCUACAGAAACAUUCAAACUCAUGAAGGAUACCAUUGCAGCGAUCAUCAGUGAAUACCGAUUGGACAAAAUCAACUAUGGGCUUAUUGUGUUUGGGGACGCUGCAACCAUCCAGAUCCAAUUUGGUGAAUACUCUAACGUCAAUAAUCUGCUGCGGGACUUGCGUUUUAUUCCAAAGAAGAGACGCGGGGCUUCUUUAGUUGAUGCCCUGAGAGAAGCAAACAGCUUGUUCUCGUCAUCUGAUGUCCGUCCUCAUGCUAAGAAGGUACUGGUGGUGAUCACAGAUUUAGCAUCAGGAGAAUCGUCAUCUCAAGUAGGCGAGGCAGCAAGGCCAUUACAGGACAAAGGUUUCAAGAUUGUUGCUGUGGCUAUUGGCAAAGAAGCUGAUCCAAAGGAGUUGGAAACAUUCACUCUAGUGGAUAAAAUAAUUGAAGAAGAAACGAAUGUGCAGCCCACUGAUCUUAAGAAGAAAAUUAUGGAUAAGGUUUUCACAGAAACUCCAACAUAUCCCGAAAUGGACAUUGUGUUUGCCAUGAAUGCGAACUCUGGAGACGCGGAUGUUAUUUUCGCUCUCAUUACCGACACUGUCCGGAAGAUCAUGAACGACUUUGGAUUUGGAAAUGGUAAUAUUCAGUAUGGUGCCAUGGUGUAUGGAGCCACAAUAGGAACUAAGCUCCAACUGGGAGAUCCUUCUUUCAAGAGAAUUAAAGACCUCAGGGAUUACAUUCAAAAACUAUCCAAACAAACCAGUGACCCACAGAUCGAUAAAGCACUCCAAGAGGCUUCAAAGAUUUUCCAGGGACCUAACGCUCGCCCGGGCGCUAAACAAGUUCUCAUUGUUUUGACUGAUAAGAAGUCGACAUCCAGUGAGGAGGUCAUCAAAACUAGUGCCAGACUGCUAGAAGACAAGAACGUCCGGGUGAUUCCAGUGGCUGUUGGUGGUGAAGCGGAUCCGGACGAGCUAAGAAUUAUCACUCCUUAUAAGGGGGAUGUUAUAAAGACAAAGAAAGACCGGGAGCCUUGGAGAUUGGCGCGUGAAAUAAUCAUCAAGAUUUUAACAGAACCAACAGAGAUCUCUAAAAUUGACCUUGCUUUCGCCAUUGGGGCUGCAUCACGUGAUGCAUCGAAUACCUUUCAGCACAUGACAGACAUCAUCAAAAGUAUCGCUCAUGAAUAUGGCACUGACAAGAUUCAUUAUGGACUUAUUACGUUUGAUACUGAGGCCAGCAUCGAGAUACCGUUCAGUAGCAAUAUCGACUCCACUGAGGCUCUGAAAUCCCUUAUCGAUGUCAUACCAAUGGACACGGGUGGCCCUGCUAUAGAUAAAGCUCUAGAAGCAGCGAAAACGCUCUUUGGAGGCGACGGAGUUCGUUAUGAUGCUCAGAAAGUUCUCGUGUUGAUGGUUGACAAGAAAUCGAGUGGAGUUGAGGAAGCUGCGAUGAAGACAGCGAUGGAGUUAACGGAGAGUAGAGUUAUCAUCAUCGCAGUGGCAGUUGGCGUCGAGACUGAUCAAAAUGAUUUGAAGAACAUCUCGUCAACCCCUGGCAAUGUAGUAAACACAAAUACUACUGAAAAACCAGAUGAAGUUGGAAAAGAAAUCAUCGAUAAAACAGAUCCACUGAAGGGAAUAAACAUCGAUGUAGGCCUGGCCAUAAGUAUGACAUCCCAAGACGCUUCAAAAACAAUCCAGCUCAUGCAAGAUUCCAUCAAGUCAAUCAUUGACACCUAUGGAACAACCAACCUUCGCUACAGUGUAAUGACUUUUGGUGACGGUCCAAAGGUCUUAGUCCCAUUUGCGGAACGGUCACCUGACGAUUUAAAGACGAUAGUAGAGUCUGUGAUGCCUAGUUCCGGUACACCAGAUUUAGCAAACGCGUUAUUAGAGGCGAAGAAACUGUUCGAUGGAGCGGGUGCUCGGCCAGAUGCCAAGAAAAUCCUCGUAGUCAUCAUAGACAGCAAGUCAGGAAAUGAAAAAGUCGACAUCAUUGAGGCUGCCAGACCGCUGAUUACUUCAGGAUGUUGGAUAGUUCCUGUCGCUGUUGCUGUGGAGGACAAAGGGACUAUUGAAGAGUGUGGGUUCCUUACUCCUCUGAAGAAUACAACUGUGGAGGUGCCGAAAACAGGGAAUCCCGAUGGAAUAGCUAAGGAGAUUACAGAUAAAAUGAAGGAAGUUAUCGUAGAACCAAUACCGCCUGAAGUAGAUCUGGGAUUCAUCAUAUCUGCUGGUUCGACUGAUGCUUCAGCAACCUUGCAACAGAUAAAGGACGUUAUAAAAUCAUUCAUUUACAAAUAUUCCUCGGACAGACUUCGGUAUGGCAUCAUCUCGUAUGGAAGUACACCACGCAUAGAACUCACCUUGCGUGACAGCGUAAACCCGGAUGUAACACAACAAGUAGAUGCAAUCCUCAGACCUGGUGGCACUCCAGACUUAGCCAGAGCACUGCAGCUUGGUGAGAAGCUGCUCUCGUCCGCUCGACCGAAUGUUCAGAAAGUACUGGUUAUCAUCACGGACGUCAAGUCAGGCAGCUCUCUGAGCCAAAUCAGGCUUGCAGUCAAGUCCCUCGAUAACAAAGACAUUCGCGUCUUUGCCGUGGCGGUUGGAAGUGAACUGGAUUCUACCGGGCUUUCUACUGCCACUGGAUCUAGUAAAAACAUCAUAAACAGUUCAAAUACUGAUGAACCAGGAAAAGUCAGAGAGGAAAUAAUGACGAAAAUCAGACAAGCAAAACCAGUACAAGAUGUCGACGUUGUUUUUGCCAUCAGCGCCACGGCAAGUGACGCACAGCAGACCUUCAGUGUCAUGAAAAAAGUCAUCAAGACCAUCUUUGAAAAGCAUGGCGUUGACAGCAUGCGACCUGCGAUAAUUGUGUUUGGAGAUGCGGUGUCUGUGAGGCUAAGCUUUGACGAGGAAGUCACCGAGCUGGAUGAAUUGAAGGAACGCAUUGAAAACUUACCGCGGAACACAGGUACACCAGACUUGGAUGCAGCACUGGUAGAGGCCAAUAGACUCCUUGCGGGGGCUCGUCCAAAUGCCAAGAAAGUGUUGGUAAUUAUCACUGAUGAUACAUCAGACAGCAGGCCUUGGGAAAUUAGAGCAAACGCCAGGGAACUUGAAGAAGGAGAGAUCGAGGUUGUUCCUGUGGGCAUGGGAAAUGAAGUGGAUCUUAAUCAGCUAGAGCACACAACUCCGCACAAAGACAACUUAAUCACUGCAGACAGAGAGGACGAUACGGAUGAUCUUGCAGAAGAGAUACUGGAGAAAAUACUAAGAAAGAGGACAAUGCUUCCCAAGAUCGACUUGAUGUUUCUUCUAAGUUCGCAAUCUUCAAAAUCCUUCAAAACAUUUCCAUACAUGAAAGACGUUGUAACGAAUAUCAUGCAGAACUAUAGCACUAAUCAGAUUCACUAUGCUGUUGUCCUGUACGGAAAUGAACCUUCUGUUGUCCUGAAGUUCUCUGAUGGCAUCACAGACCCAGAUCAGCUUGUGGAGUUGGUGAGCUCAGCAUCAAACAUUCCAGGAGGAUCAGCAUUAGACAAAGCAUUGCAGAAAGCAAAACAACUUUUCACCGACGAUGACGCUGUGAGACCAGAUGCAAGACAAAUACUGGUUGUCAUGACGGAUGAUGAAUCAUCUGGAGAUAAGGAAGUUGCUAAAGGAGUUGCUCAGGACUUGAUCGACAAUCACGUGACAAUCAUAACUGUUGCAGUUGGAAGUGAGGUUGAUUCCAAUGAAUUGGGAACUCUCACGCCAACUGAUGGUGAUUCAAUGAACACCACCUCAGACGAAGAUCCGGAAAAGACUAGUGAAGAAAUUAUACGACUAAUAGCACAAGGUACGUUUUUAUACAAAGGGUUGCCACAGGUCAGGAAUGGUCAGCGAAAAAAUUCUUCGAGGUCAGGGAAAAGUCAGGGAAUUUUACGUAGUUAUAUGGGGGGGGNAACGGAAGCAAAGGAAACGUUUGAUUUAAUGAAAGAAACUUUACUCUCCAUUGUGGCAACACAUGGCAUGAAGAACAUCCAUUACACCGUCAUGACAUACGGCUCGAUAACAAGAACAGUUCUGGACUUCCAAGAUACAUUCCCAGAUGAACAAGCCUUGUUGAAGAAGCUUGAGAGCCUGUCUACUGUCAGCGGUACGCCUGAUUUAGAUCUUGCAUUGGCAGAUGUGAAGAAGGCGUUUGAAGCACCCGGAGCUCGGCCAGAUGCAAAGAAAGUUCUUGUUUUCUUGGUGGACAGUAAGUCAGGGAGCAGCGAAGAAGACGUCUUGAAAUCUGCAAUGGCACUGGAAGAGUUUUGGGUUAAGGUUAUUCCGGUUGGAAUAGGAAGCAAAGUGAAUCGAGAGGAAAUAGAAAAGACUACUCCGCUAAAGAAAAACAUCAUUGAAGUGCCAACUCAAGAGAAUCCAGAGAGACUUGGCAAGAAAAUUAUGAAAAGAGUGAGAGAAAAUCUGUACCUUUUACCAAUCCCAGAAGUAGAUCUCGCAAUUGCAAUCAGUGCUGCAUCAGUGAAAGCGGAUGACAACUUUGAGAAGGCAAAGGAAGUGAUAAAGUCAAUAAUUGACACAUACGCCAUGAAUAAACUUCGUUAUGGUGUGAUUGUAUUUGGCUCGAAAGCCUCGAUUAAAGUCAGCUUUGGCGACGAUUUUCCUACUGACGAAAAUCUCAAGAACGUGAUCACUAUCCUGUCUGGCUCAAACGAACGUCCUGAUCUAGACGAAGCCCUGAAGAAAGGAAAAGAAUUGUUUGACGACGCGCCAGAGCGUCCAAAUGCAUGGAAAGUUUUGGUAUUAAUCACGGAUGUGAAGUCGACUAGCAAGCUUGUUGAUGUGAAGGCAACUGCAAAGAUGUUGCAAGAUGAUGGAAUUAAGGUGAUCCCGGUAGCUAUUGGAGAUGAGGUUGACCGUGUGGAACUUGAAGAGACUACCUCCGACAAAACAAACGUUGUGAACGUGACGACUGAUGUCUAUGUAAUAGUUUUGAAAGAGAAGAUUAUGUCCAAAGUUUUCAAAGAAAUGGAUGAAGAUGAACAUGACUUUGUCAUCGCAGUGUCUCUUAAUGCACAAAACAUGCCGUACUUCAGAAAAAUGAGCCUGGAACUUUUGGACAACCAUCCAAUUAGCGAAGCAGGCUACAGCUUUCUCACCUACAACUCUCGAGUCAGAACAGUCAAUACUUUCCAGAAGAUAUAUUCUUCAGAUAGUCAGGUCAAAAGCGUUAUCAAGAAACUUCCUUCACGAGUUGGUAGAACUUCCAGACUUGACCUAGCGCUCGCCGAAGCUAAGAAGCUGUUUGCAAAUGGAUCUGGUAGUCGACCACACGCCAAAAAGGUUGUUAUCAUUUACACUGACCAAGACCAGACUGGAGAUGCUGCUGCAGGCAAAACGUCCAAGGCGAUGGAAGCAGAGGGCAUUCAGAUUAUCUUUGUGGUUCUGAAAAUGAGGUACGUUCCUCCGAUCUGUGAAGUGGUCACCCCAAAUAAGGAGAGUUGCAUUCCAACAACAACUGAAGAACCUAAGAAGACUGUGGACAAGAUUGACGAGGUGUUGAAGAAAGGUCUCAAACCAACCCCAGAAAUUGAGCUCUGCUUUGCAUUCAGUGCGACAGGCACCUAUCGUGGCACCACAUCGAGGCUGAUGAAAAACACCGUAGCUGCAAUCAUUCGGAAGUACGGCAGCGUCAAACUGCACUACUUGGCCAUCGUGUUUGGAACCCAAGCCAACACCGAGAUCAGUUACAGAAAUCAAAAUCUAAAUGAUGAAACCCUUAUUUCUUUCAUUCAGCGCAUACGACAGCCUCCUGGAAGUCCUAGACUCCAUGUGGCUUUGCAAGAAGCGAAGAAGGCGUUCAACGAGGUUCCCAGGAGACCUGGGGCAAAGAGAGUCCUGGUGGUGUUGAUUGAUAACGAGUCCGUUGGGGAUGAUGACGACAUGAAAAAACUCCAGGCUGCCAAGGAGUUGUAUGGAGGCGAUGUUAUUAUUAUUCCUGUGGCGAUUGGCGUUGAAGCAGAUCUUGAUGAGUUGGAAGUAAUAACUACGCGUAAAGAUAAUCUUAUUGAAGAGUUCAAAGAUGUUGAUCCAAAAGAACUCGCCAAGCAGAUUAUGGAGAAGACCUUCGGUGUUAUAGAAGAACCACGUAUACCUGAAACAGAUAUCGUUUUUGCAAUCUCUGCUACAUCCGCGAAGUGGCGUGACAACUUUCAGCAGAUGAAAGAUACCAUCACGUCAAUUCUGGACACGUAUUCCAUGGACGUGAUCCGAGUGGGCGUGGUAGUAUUUGGAAGCGACACAGAAGCUGCGAUUUCUAUUCAAGAAAAUACAAACAACAAUGUUCAAACUGACGUUAAAAGGCUCUUCCCUAAAUUUGGAGUCCCGGAUUUAGACAGCGCCCUCAGUGAAGCAAGGAGAGUCUUUAAGACCAGUGGAAGGCCCGAUGCCAGGAAGGUUGUCGUGGUGAUAUCUGACAGAGGUUCUGACAGUAGCUAUGGUGACGUCAAGGCUGAAGCAGAUCGUCUUACAGAAGAUGAUAUUAUGGUGAUUAGUGUUGUCAUUGGGAAGGACUCUGACCCUAAAGAAUUGGAAGAGUUUACUCCUCAUGAAGUGACUGAAACUACUACAGAUGAGGAUCCAAAGGAACUUGGCAAGAAAAUCAUUAUACUAGUUCUAAAAGUCAAAGAAACGUUUCAAGGAUUGAUCGAUCUUUAUGGUGUGGGCCGCGUUCAUUAUGGCUUCAUUGUAUUUGGCUCUUCAGCAGUGAUAAAGCUCCCAUUUACAGAUCAGGUCACAGAGCAGUCAAAGCUCAAGAAGUCUGUCGAUGAUGCAUUGUUAUCGACCGUCAGCUCCCCGAAUCUGGACAGGGCUCUAGAAGAAGCAAAGACGCUGUUCCGAGGUUCAACGCGGGGCCAGGCGAAUAAGAUACUGGUUGUAAUCAUGGAUAAAUUAUCACCAAGCGAGCCUACGAUUGUAAAGGCCAAAGCACGACAACUGGUGGAUCAAGGAAUAACAGUGAUCCCUGUCAUCAUCGGAGAUGAAGUCAACAAGGAACAUGUUGAACCGGUAACUGACGAUGAAGACCGCAUUGUUCCAGUCAAACCAACUGAUAAACCCAAAGAUGUGACGGAUACUGUUGAUGAGCAGAUCAAAAAGGCUAUCAAAGAUCCUUCACGACUGGUUCAAAUCAACCUUGGCUUUGCGAUAAGUGUCACCUCCUUAGAUUCGGACAGAACCUUCAGGCAAAUGCAAGAUAUCAUCAAGUCCGUUGUGGACAAUUACCCAACAUCCAACAUUUUCUACAGUGUUCUAUCUUUUGGAGACCCUCCCAUUGUUCAUAUUAAUUUUGACGACCAGCUGUCAGAUGAGGAUAAAAAACGAACCAUUGACUCCAUCACCAAGACAACUGGGAUAGCAUCGCUUGAUAAAGCAUUGGAAAAAGCGCGAGAUCUCUUCAAUGCGGCCUCCACCCAGAGACCAACGGCUAAGAAUAUACUUGUGGUAAUGGUUGACGGCAAGUCUGAUAGCAAGCUAGAUGAUGUCAAGGCGUCGUCAAGGUUAUUACAGGCUGAUCGCGUCAAAGUGAUUGUUGUUGGUGUUGGUGAUGAAGUGGAUAAACCGGAAAUAGAUGUUGUAACUGAAACUACAGUUCUUACCAAUACCACUGACAAUCCAGAUUCCGUGGCUGAGGUGAUUAUUAUAACUAUUGACAAAGAUACUCGAGAUAUCCCUGACAUCGACUUCGUCUUUGCUCUGAGUGCGGCUGCUGUUGAUGCUGAGGACACCUUUGACAAGAUAAUAGACACAGUGGAUGCCAUAAUCAAGCAUUAUGGAACAGACAAGUUCCGCUACGCUUUGAUGACAUUUGGUGACACGCCUUCCGUUGUCGUUGACUUCAGUGAUGGCCGCGGCAAAGAAGCACUGAGGGCCACUGUGCAACAACUCAGACGUCCUACUGGCGAGCCAGACGUGGUGAAAGCCUUGAAAGAAGCUGAGAAGCUGUUUGACAAUGCUCCUCCCAGACCAGGCAGCCGGAAAAUUGUUGUCAUUUUUGUAGACAAAAAGACUGCCAAUACCCGCGACGACCUGAAGGAAGUUGCCGAAUCGUUAAUUGAGAAGAAUGUGACAAUUGUACCGGCAGUGAUUGGUCCAGAAGUUUAUAUUGAUGACAUAGAGGUCAUAAUUACGAACAAAGAGUACAUUGCCACUUGUGAACCUAUUGAACCUCAAACAUGGCCGGAAAUAAUAAUUGACAAGUCUCUAAAAGAGCUACCAGAGAUUCCAAAGCUUGACCUAGGCUUUGCAAUAAGCACCGGUUCUUUAGAUGCGGAAGAGAACUUGCAAACGAUCAAGGACACCAUCAAAUCAGUGAUCGAUCGUUAUGGCAAGACUGACAUUCGAUACAGUUUCAUUUUGUUUGGCGAUGAACCCUCCGAGAGAGUUCGGUUUACGGAGAGUGAGCGUUUCACCAUCGAGAUCCUAAAGGAUAGGGUUGACAGACUCGCUCGUAUCUCUGGUGCAUCUCUGGACAAAGCCCUUGACAAAGCAAAGAAGAUGUUCGAGGAUACAGCCAGACAGGACGCGAAAAAGGUGUUAGUUGUCAUCAUGGACCAGAAACAGUCAGGUGAUCGUGACAAGACGAAGGAGAAGGCAAGAGAACUGAAAAAUGCUGGAGUGAAAGUUGUGCCUGUGGUGCUUGGUGAAGAAGCGAGUGAAGAGGAACUUGAAGAAAUCACACGGAACAAAAAUAACUUGGUUGAGAUGGAUACAGAUGAGAAUCCUGACAAAGCUGCGGAGAAAAUUAUGAUUAAAGUGCUUGAAGAUACGCCUGAUGAAGAGGAGAUGCUAGAUAUUGCAUUUGCCCUCAGUGCAAGAGCCUUAAAAUCAGACGAUAACUUCAUGAAGAUGAAAUCUGUUAUAACUGAGAUCCUCGGCACUUAUGGCUCGUCCACUGUUCGGUAUAGCGUCAUCAAAUUUGGCAAAGAACCAAAUGUAGAACUUGAUUUUGGAGACGAGAGCGAUCCUGAGGAAUUAAGACAGAUCUUACAGCGUAUUACAAAGAAUGACGAGGGAGCAGAUUUGGGCAGGGCGCUUCGAAAAGCUAGAGAGCUGUUCCAAGUGGCAGCGUUAACGCGUCCAGAUGCUAAAAGGAUCCUAGUGGUUGCCAUGGACAAGAUGUCAGACAGUGAUGAAAUUACAGUGUCGGUUGCUGCUCGAUCACUGCAGCAUGAUGGGAUCCGAGUGAUUGCGGUCACGUUUGGAAAAGAAGCUGACCCGCAGGAAAUGACAGAGGCAAGCUUAAACGUUAACAAUGUCAUUGAGACUAAUGACACCGCAAGUACGAAGGAAAUUGCCGCUGAAGUGAUGGAAAAGGCUAACAAUGAUUCAAUGCCGCUCCUCGAUGUUGACCUUGGAUUUGCAAUCAGUGUGACAGACAGCGGGGCUGAGCAGACGUACGAAAACAUGAAAAAUGUUAUGAAACAUAUUGUGGAUACGUACGGACUUGCCAGUAUUAGAUAUGGUGUCCUCAUGUUUGGUAACUCAGCCAACACAUAUAUACCUUUCUCACAAACGUUCCCUGACAAAAUGGCGCUGACGAUACUUCUCGAUUCAUUCCCUCCACUCCGAGGUGGACCAGACCUGCGGAAGGCAUUAGAAGAAGCGAAGACAUUGUUUGAUCAAGCAACAGCCCGGCCUGAUGCUAAAAAGGUCCUUGCUGUGAUACUUGACAACAAAUCCAUCAAUAAUGACAGCGACAUCGAGGAAGCAGCUAAGGUUUUGGAAGAUGACGAUAUUCAAGUCGUGCCUGUUGGUGUUGGUUCAAAUGUUGACGACGAGGAACUUGAAACUAUGACAAGUAACAAGCAAAAUAUCAUCAAAACUGACAAGGAGGGUGAUCCAUCAGGUGUGGGUGAAGAAAUCAUACAGAAAAUCCGAGAAGAUCCCCCUGCCAUUCCAGAAUUGGACCUUCUUUUCGCCCUUAGUGCCAACGCCUUGAAAGAGAGAGAGAAUUUCCAACAAAUGAAGGAUAUAAUCAAGAGCAUGAUUGAUCGAUAUGGAACAUCUAGUAUUCAGUAUGCUGUCAUUACGUUUGGAAAUGUUCCCAUUACCAGAAUCUCGUUUAAUACAGCUUUCUCAGACGACGAAGCAUUGCAGAGUUUAGUAGAUUCUGUGCGGAAGAGCUCUGGAGCAUUAUUAGACAGUGCCCUCGCGGAAGCGAAAAAUUUCUUUGAAACACAGGGUCGCUCUAAUGCCAAGAAAGUCCUGGUGAUAAUUACUGAUAAGAAAUCCAGCAGUUCUCUAAACAACGUGGAGAAUCAAGCGAAGUUCCUGGAGGAGGAUGACAUUAAAGUUAUUCCCGUCGCACUUGGAUCAGAAUCAGACAUUUCUGAGCUAUCUAAAACCACACCAAACAAAGAGAACCUGGUCGAUGUUGACGAAGGCGAUGAUCCCGACAUGACUGCUGAGAUAAUUUUGUUGAAGGUUUUGAAAGAUGUCCCCAAGAUACCAGAGAUGAAUUUAGCAUUUGCUAUCAGUGCCAGAGCGGUAGAUGACGAGACAAACUUCGAAAAGAUGAAAGACAUUCUUAAGGCGAUUGUACAAAAGUUUGGUUCAAACCGAAUUCACUACAGUGUGAUCACGUUUGGUGAUUCACCAAUCACUGAGCUGCCAUUCAAUCGCCGGCUGCCCUCUGAUGAGGAUUUGGAACGAUUCAUCGGCUCCAUUUCAAAGAACAGACGUGGUGCAGCAUUAGGUGAGGUUCUGAGAGAGGCUACCAAGCUUUUUAACGAUGCCGCUAAGGUUCGCCCCGAUGCAAAGAACGUCUUAGUCGUUAUAACAGACAAGAAGUCCGAUAGCAGAGGAGAAGAUUUGAAGAAGGAGGCUAUGAAAAUGCGGCCCGAUGAUAUCAAGGUUAUUGCUGUUGCUCUCGGAGAAGAGUCAGACAAGGAUGAGCUUGAUAUUUUGACUCCUGAACAGGGUGAGGUCAUCGAAGCUAACAGCACUGAUGGUGCAAAGAAAACUGCUGAGGAAAUCAUGAACAAAGCUCUCGAAGAUUAUCCAGAUGUACCCGAGAUUGAUAUCACUUUUGCCAUCAACACCGCUGCUACCGAUGCAGAAAAGACCUUCGAAGUACUGAGAGAUGCUGUAAAGAGCAUCAUAAACAUGCACAAUCCUGAUCGAAUACGUUACAGCAUCGUUAUUUAUGGCGACUCUGCAACACCUGUUGUAUCAUUCUCAAAAGAUCCUCAAGACGUUCGGAAACUCCUUAAGGCUGCCGACAAACUACCACAACCCUCGGGACUACCCGAUCUCAAGGCGCUUUUAGAAGAAGCCAAGAAGGUUUUCGAGAAGGAUUCGGGCAGGCCUAAGGCAAACAAAGUUCUGGUUGUGGUAACUGAUGCUAAAUCGCCUUCGACGUCAGAUGAUAUUAAAGAAGCAGCUAGACCGCUGGAAGACGAAGGAAUAACAGUCAUUGCAGUGGCCGUAGGAGAUGAAGCAAACUCCAAGCAGUUGGAGAAAAUGAUCCCCGACAAGCAGACUCCACUGAGUGUAGACAAAGAUGAAGACCCAGCUGACAUAGGGGAUAAAAUUAUGGACAAGGUAUUGGAAGCUAUACCCCAGCUACAGGAUUUAGAUUUGGCAUUUGCGAUAAGUGCAAACGCUGCCUUGGAUUCAAGUGAAAACUUCAGAAAGAUGAAAGACAUCAUUGACUGGGUCAUUAACAAAUACGGUGUGGGUACAAUCCAAUAUGGCGUCGUUGUGUUCGGAAACACACCUUCUGUUAAAGUGACUUUUACGCAGCCUGUUAAUGACGACCAGCUGAAAGCUAUCCUGCAAAGCGCAGCCAAGAAUCGAGCAGGAUCAAACCUGGAAAGAGCACUCGAUGAAGUUCAAAGGCUUUUUGAUUCUUCCCCUCGUCCAGAUGCUAAAAGGGUGUUGGUGCUCGUCACGGACAAAAGGUCUGACAGCAGCCUUGAAGACGUGGAGACGUCAGCCGAGGCUCUCUGGAGUUCUCGCAUCAAAGUAGUUCCAGUUGCCUUUGGGCGGGAGGCGGCACCUGAUGAGGUUAAGGCUACCACAUCCGAUGAAGACAACUUGAUAGACGUUAAGAACACUAACAAUCCUGAUGACGUGGCUAAGGACAUUAUGGAGAAAGUUUUAGAAGAUUUCAAUGUGCCGAAAAUGGAUGUCGCGUUUGCUAUCAGCGCCACAGCCUUCCAAUCAGAUGCCAACUUCAAGAAAAUGCAAGACACAAUCAAAGAAUUUGUCGAUAGAUUGGGCGUCCAUGGCAAAGUGCAUUAUGCCUUGUUAACAUUUGGAGACCCUCCAACAACACAUCUGCAAUUUGGUGAUAAAUCGGCCAGUUUGACUGCUUUAAAAGACUUGAUUGAAAAAGUUCCUAUGCCAUCGAAAGAAGCUGCACUGGAUAAAGCUCUUAGCACUGCCAAGAUGUUGUUCAUCCCUGCCGCCGGUGGAAGGGUGGAUGCGAAAAAAAUCUUAGUGAUUAUGACCGAUAGAGAGUCAGAUAGCAGCAGCGAGGAUGCCAUGAAAUCUUCCAAACAGGUGACGGAUGAAGGAAUACGAGUGAUUGCAGUUCCUUUGGGUGAUGAGGACAAUGUGAAUGAAGUGAAGACAAUCGUGUCGAUCAAAGAAGAUGUUAUCAAACCAAACAUAACUGAUGAACCACGAGACAUCGCAGAUAAGAUCAUUGAUACCAUACUUGAUGACAAUCUUCGAGUUCCACAGAUUGAUCUAGGAUUUGCUAUCAGUGCCACAGCUGUGUCAGCCUCAGACACCUUUGAGCGCAUUAAGGACACUAUUACUGCAAUCGUUGACGAGUAUGGAAUCACUGAUAGGCUCCGUUAUGGCCUCAUCGUGUUUGGUAGAAACGCACUUCAGAAAUUAAGCUUCGGCGAAGAAUCUGACAUGAACUCUUUGAAGGCUAAAAUAAAGUCAUCUCAACGUCUUGGGGGGGAACCUAACUUGCAGAAAGCUUUAGAAGAAGCCAAACGAUUGUUUGACUCGGAGUCAGCUGGACCUGAUGUGAAAAAAGUUCUGGUUGUUAUUACUGACAAGAAAUCCACGAGUCGCCCUGAAGAUGUGAAGAAGGCUGUAGUGCCUCUAGAGGAGGGAGGGGUUAAAAUUGUACCCGUCGCUGUCGGUUCGUCAGCCGAUCCCAGCGAGUUGGAAGUGAUCACAUCCAAUAGAGGAUACAUCAUAGUGACACAGCGAAAGCUUGAUCCUGAUGUAACUGCUGAAAAGAUCAUGGAGAAAGUGUUGAAAGAUUUGCCAGCAGUUCCUGAUAUGGACCUUAUAUUUGCCAUCAGCACCAUCUCACCUAAAGCGGAUGUGAACUUUGCUAAGAUAAAGGAAGUUAUCCAGGAUUUGAUUGAUAGGUAUGGAGUCCAACGAGUGUACUACAGUAUCAUCCUCUUCGGUCGAGAUCCGUCUGUCAGGAUAAAAUUCACUCAACAACUCAACGAGGAUUCUUUGAAAAAUGCUGUGAACAGACUUCCAAGACCAUCCGGAGGGUCGUCGCUUCAAGCUGCCCUAGAAAAAGCCAGGGAAGUAUUUGACGAAGGCAGCCGUCCCGACUCGAAAAAGGUCCUGGUUGUUAUAUUGGACCGAAAGUCUGAAAGCACUAUCGCUAACGUAAGGGACGCUGCUAGCAAGUUAGAGGAGGAUGGAGUCAAGGUGAUUCCGGUGGCUUUUGGAAGCCGAGCUGAUACCGACGAAGUGGAAGCAACCACUCCAAACAAAGCGAAUUUUGUCAAGAUAAAUGACACCGCUCUUCCAACAGAGUGUGCUGAAGAAAUCUCCGAGAGAAUCACCGAUAGUAAGCCAGUUGUCCCAAAGGUUGACAUGGGAUUUGCCAUCAGUGCGACUGCAGCAAAUGCCAAGGAACACUUCCAGAAAAUGCAAGAAGUCAUCAAAACGUUCAUUGAUAAAUAUGGAUCUCAUAGGAUUGCUUAUAGUGUUAUGACCUUUGGAUCAAGCCCGACCAUCCAUGUCCGCUUCAGCGACUCAGCUAAUCCCGAUGACAUCCUAAAGGGAAAUGUUGAUAGCAUUCCACAGAAUACAGCACGGGCAUCACUGGACAAAGCCUUGUACGGAGCGAAAGAGCUUUUCAAGGCCUCUAAUGGCGCCAGACCAGACGCUAUGAAAGUUUUGGUGGUGAUAACAGACAAGAAAUCAGAGAGCCUGGCGGAAAAUGUCGAGAAAUCCGCGCAGAGGCUUGACGAGAGUGACAUCAGAGUGAUUGGUGUCGCACUUGGCGAUGAAGGAGAUGGAGAGCUGCGUCACAUCACUGACGUCAAGGAUGAUGUCAUCAAUACCACUGAUACAACGUCACCCACCAAAGUUGUAGAAAAAAUAAUGGAACGCGUGCUCAACAAGACCGCCACACUGGACGAGAUCGAUUUGGCAUUUGCUAUCAGUUCUGCUGCUGCCGGUGCUGAGGCAACUUUCCAGCGAAUAAAAGACACUCUGAAAGAGAUCAUGCAGACUUACAAAACCGACAAACUUCGUUAUGCUUUACUGGCGUUUGGAAGUCAGCCCAUUACUCCUAUUAGCUUUGGUUUGUCUCUUCCAGAUGAUGACAUGAUACGAACAUAUCUUAACUCCUUCUCUCGGCCAUCUGGAGGCCCCGAUCUUCAGAAAGCUUUGGCAGUAGCUAAGAGAUUAUUUGAUCGAGCUUCACCUCGUCCGAAUGCGAAGAAAGUGCUGGUGGUAAUCAUGGACAAGAAAUCGAUUAACGAAGAGGAGGAAAUCCAGGAGGCACUUAAACCAUUGAAGGAAGAUGAGAUCAAGAUUGUGCCAGUUGGAAUCGGUCCCGAUGCUGAUGUGAAUGAACUGAAGAACAUUACUUCAGCUGAGGGAUAUUUGGUGAAAGCAAAGAAAACGGCAGAUCCUGAAAAGCUUGCAGAGAAGAUUAUGGCUAAAGUAAUAUCUGACAUUGUGGAAGUUCCUGAAGUUGACAUGAUUUUUGCAAUCAGUGCCAACGCGCAGUUGAAUGAAUUAGCAAACUUCCGGCAGAUGAAAGACAUUAUUAACGCCAUGAUUGACAAGUACGGCAGAGGAGACAUCAUGUAUGCAGUCAUAGUGUAUGGCGAUGAACCAUCACGCUUGGUUCGUUUCACAACCAACUUUGACUCGGAUGAAGCUCUUAUGGAUUACAUCAGUAAAAUGAGAAAAGGUCGCGGUGCCUCAUUGACCAAAGCCCUGCAACUAGCAAAAGAGGAGUUUUCUUCAGGCGGACGUCAAAACGCCAGGAAGAUAUUGGUUGUGAUCACAGACAAGAGAUCCACCAGUAAGCUGAUGGAUCUUACAGGUGAAGGACAGGAUCUGGAGGAGCAGGAUAUUAGGGUUAUACCAGUGGCUCUUGGAAACGAAGCUGACUCAAACGAACUGCAGAAGAUCACCCCAUGGUUAGAUGACAUUUUGGAGAUUGACAAAGAUGAUAAUCCAUAUGAGGUGGCAGAGAUUAUUCUGAAGAUCGGUCUCAAAGACAAACAAAAACUUCCAGAACUGGAUUUAGCCUUUGUCAUCAGCUCUACUGCUGCCAACUACAGGAACAACUUGAAGAAGACCAAGGAAAUCAUAAAGAAUGUUAUCAAGAAGUACGGAAUAAAUAAAAUGCACUACAGUGUGGGCACGUUGAUACGAAAACUGAAUAUCAUUGUGAAGUUCAACGAAGAGGUUGACAGCAAUUCCCAAUUCAUGGCACUCGUGGACAGUAUCCCCACCAUAAAGGGAGGUUCUGAUUUGGCAAAAGCCCUUGAAGAAUCCCCAGCCAUGUUCACAGAGGAGAACGGUGGACGUCCCAGUGCUAAAAAGAUCUUAGUGGUUAUUAUUGAUAAUAAGUUAGAUAGUAAUGAUGACGAUAUUGAAGAUGCGGCGAGUCUUGUUAAAGAGCUUGGCAUUCGAGUGAUUCCAGUUGGCCUCGAUAAAGCGGAUAAGGUGGAGCUGGACAAGACGACAGCAGUAGACGAGGAUGUGCUGACACCUUCAGACGAUAAAACUGCAGAGGACAUUGCUAAGGAUAUCAUGGACAGGGCGUUGAAUGAGACAGCAGCAGUUCCACCAUUAGACCUUAGCUUCGCCAUCAGUGCCUCGGCACAGGACGCCGAUGAAACAUUUAAGCUGAUGAAAGAAGCAAUAAGUUCCAUCACGGAGCGCUACGAAACGAGCAAAAUCCGCUAUGCUUUGCUCACAUUUGGCACCACUGUGAACAGAGAAGUAAACUUCACCCUAGAUUUGCCUGAUCCUGAAGUAUUGCGAAAAGCUUUACAGAGAGCAAGUCAACCGUCCGGUGAACCCGACUUGCAGAGAGCUCUUGAGGAAGCAAAGAUAAUGUUCAAACAAGCUCCGUCUCGACCUGGAGCCAAGAAAGUACUUGUCGUGAUAAUGGACAAGAAGUCCAUUAGUGACUCUAGCGAGGUGAAACAAGCCUCCAAACCACUGGAGGAUGUUAAUAUCGUCGUAGUACCGGUUGCAGUUGGUCCUGCGGCCAGCCUGCCAGAGCUGGAGAAGACAACAACUAAUAAGAAAUUUAUGAUCAUUGUUGGAAAGGAUGAGGAUCCAGAGACACUUGGAGAGGAAAUAAUGAGAAAGGCAUUGACGAAUCUUCCAGCUGUUCCCAUGGUAAACUUGAUCUUUGCUAUCAGCGCACUGUCAUCUAAUGCCAAUGGCAAGUUCCAAAAGAUGAAGGACAUCAUAAAGACCAUGGUUGAUGAAUAUGGCAAGGAAAGGAUCCACUACAGCCUCAUUGUAUUUGGAGACAAGCCCUCUGUCGAGCUACGGUUCUCUAGAACCUUUGAUACCGAUGGUCAGCUGAAAGCUUUCAUUGACCUCAAGAAGAGGGCAACUGAUGGUGCCAAUUUGGACAGCGCGCUUAAGAAAGCGUCUGAGUUGUUUGAUGAAUAUCAGCGGGAGGGUGCUAAGAGGGUGCUGGUGGUGAUCACGGACAAGAAAUCUACAAGUGACGGGAAAGAUGUCAAGAACACGGCCAUGUCACUGUGGGAUGAUGAUAUUGAAGUGAUUCCUAUCGCGUUUGGUCGAGAGUCUGAUGAGGACGAACUCAAGUCUAUAACACCGCAUGUGGAUAAUGUGAUACCAGCAUACGUGACUAACAAGACAAAAAAGAUUGCCAUGGAAAUCAUGGACAAAAUGAGAAAAGCUGUUCCUUUGGCUGACCUGGCCUUUGCCAUCAGUUCCAACGCUGCUGGCAAAGAGCAGACUUUCAAGAAAAUCAAAGAUUCCCUUGACUUCAUCAUGACAUAUUACGGUGCCGAAAGAAUCCGAUAUGCUGUGAUCACAUUUGGCUCAUCUUCGUACGAAGACGUCAAUUUCCAAGAUGGCAGAACGGUAGAUGAACUCAGAGAACGUGUCGACCGUAUUAUUCCUGCCUUUGGUGUACCAGAUCUUAAAGAGUCCUUGGAGAAAGCUAAAGACGUCUUUGAUAAGGCGACAGACAGACCUGAGGCUAAGAAGUUCUUGAUUGUUGUCAUGGAUUCAAAGUCCAGCAGCGGUCCUGAUGAGGUCCAGGAAGAAGCAGAGGUUCUAGAGAAGGAAGGCAUUAAGGUUAUACCAGUAGCUAUUGGUUCAGAUGCGAAUUCUAACGAGUUGGAGAAAGUCACUACAAACCGGAAGAACUUGGUAACAUCUCCAAAAGAUGAAGAUCCUAAAUCUUUGGGAAGGAAGAUCAUGAGCGUUGUUAUAAAAGAUAACCCGCCAGUUGAGAAGGUAGACAUGAUUCUAGCAGUCAGUUCCACUGCAACACUUGGGGAACAGGACUUCAAGAAGACCAAGGAUGUUAUCGAGUCAAUUCUGAACGAAUAUGGCCGUGAACGCAUCCAUUAUGGCGUUGUGCUUUUUGGAAAAGAGCCUCAGGUAGCUGUACGCUUGGGUGAUUACUAUGAAACUGAUGACCAACUGAUGGCAACUUUAAAUUCUUUUGAUCGGGACACUGGUAGUGCUGAUUUGGCAAAGGCUGUGAAAGCAUCAUGGGACAUACUUUUGAAGGAAGGAAGGCCGAAUGCCAAGAAAGUCCUUGUGGUUAUUUCUGACAAAAGAUCUUCAAGCUCAGACAGUGAAAUAAGAAAUGAAGUAAAACCACUGCAAGACAAUGACGUCAUAGUAAUUCCUGUAGCGCUUGGUAACGAGGCGGAUGAGAGACAACUUAAAUUGCUUACAGAUGGCGAGAGUAGCCUAGUGACGGCGAAAACAACAGAUGAUACCACUGACAUCAAGAACAAACUGAUGGAUGUUGUUUUUAAAGAGAGGAUCUCGAUACCUGAAAUGGACCUGUUGUUGGCCAUCAGCACCACGGCUACUGAAUCCGAGGACAACUUACGCUAUUCGAAAGAGGUUAUUUACAAAAUCAUUGAAAAAUAUGGCAUCAGAAAGAUCAAGUACAGUCUCCUUACAUUCGGCCAAGAACCGUACGUGUACUUUAAGUUUAAUUCCAUCUUCGAUGAUGUGGACAGGCUUAAGCUGGCCAUUGACGGAGGCAAAAUGAAAUCAAGUGGUGCGUCUCUGCAAAAGGCAAUGGAAAAGUCAAAAGAAAUGUUCGAUGAAGCCGAAGAUCUCCGUCCUGAUGCCAAGAAGGUCCUGGUUGUAAUCAUUGAUAACAAAUCAGGUAGCACUGAAGAGGACAUUAGAAAGGCUGCCGUCCCUCUGGAAAAUGACAAAAUCCGUGUCAUUCCUGUGGCACUUGGCAGAGAAGUAGACAUACCAGAACUGACAAAUGCAACCCUUGAUAAGGAUGAUAUCGUCAAAGCAGACAGAGAAGAUGACCCCGAGAAAAUUGCAGAUGAGAUCAUAAUGAAAGCUAAAUCUCUUGGUGUCCCUGAAAUGGACAUAUGCGUUGCUUUUGGCACCUCAGAUUCGAAUGCGGGAGAAACAUACAAGAAAAUGCAAGAGGCAGUGACAAGCAUCAUUGAAAAGUACAAAAAAUAUGAUCAAAUCCGCUAUUCCAUUCUGCCCUUUGGAACAAACCCAGGCUUGGUAACAGCAUUUGGAGAGGAGGUUGUCAAUCUGGACAAAUUAAUCGAAAAUAUCAUGAGCAUUUCUCGACCGCGUGGGCAGCCAGAUGUGAUAAAAGCUUUGGAAAGGGCAGAAAAAUUGUUUGACACCGCACCGCCUAGACCCAGAGCGAAGAAGUUUUUGGUUAUCUUUGUUGGGAGCAAAUCUCGGAAUGAAUUGGAAAUGUUAAAGAAAGCUGCGAAACCACUAGAAGACAAAAAUAUCAAGGUUAUCGCCGUGGCUGUAGGAAAGGAGGCAGACCCUGGUNAUGCUAGGCAAACAUUGGACAAAGUGAAAGAGACCGUAAAAUUCAUAAUCAAGAAAUAUGGUGUUGGUAACCUACGUUAUGCUGUAAUAAUUUACGGCUCUGACGCAAAGGUAACCCUCGGCUUUGAGAGAACCUUCUCAUCCCUGGAGAAUUGGCUAACUACGGUUGAUAGCAUGCAGAAUGAGGCUGGAAAUCCCGCGCUGGAGAAGGCGCUGCAGAAGGCAGAGGAAUUGUUCCAGUCGAGUGCUCGGAAGGACGUCAAGAAAGUCCUGGUGGUGAUUGCAGACAAAUCACCAAUAGGAGAUAAACAAGAAACAGGGAAGGAAGCUCAAGAAUUGGAAUUCGCUGAUGUAAAGAUUGUUCCUGUUGCCAUUGGCGGUGAUAUCGAUCCUAAAGAAAUCAAGGAAAUUUCACCGUAUAAAGACGUACUAGUUGUUGUUCCUGGUGAGGUUGACCCAACAGAACUUGGCAAAUCAGUUAUGGCGAAAGUCCUUAAAGUGACGCACAGAAUACCAAAGUUGGACCUCGCCUUUGCCAUUAGUGCGCUACCAACCGACAACAAUUUUGGAGUUAUUCUGGAUGUUGUGAAGGAAGUAACGAAGAGAUUCUUCAGCGACAGGGUCCAAUAUGGGCUUAUUGUUUUUGGCAAAGCUGCCUCCAUAAGGAUUCCCUUCAGGGACAGGUUCAGCGAUCCUAAACAACUUGAGAAUUACAUUGAUUUGAUAGCUGGUAACAAUGACGAGCCUGCACUGGACAAGGCUCUUGUUUCGGCAAAGAGACUGUUUGAAAGCGAGUCUGCCCGGAAAGAUGCUCAAAAGGUUCUUGUCAUUAUCAUGGAUGCCUCGACUGGUCGUAACAAGCCAGCCAUCAACAAAGCGGCGAAGGACUUGAUAGACGCCUCGAUAGUUGUGAUUCCUGUUGCUAUUGGUAACAAGCCUGUUCCUGACUUCGAAAAGGAGUUCCCGGAUGAGGAUGUUAUCAAAACAAACGACACAGAUCAUCCGAUUAAGACGGCUGAUAAGAUAGAAGACAAACUGCUUAGUGGUACAACCAGGUUUCCAAGAUUAGACAUAUCAUUUGUCGUCAGCACAACCGCUGUUGAUAGCGGUGAUAAUUUUAAACUCAUCAAGUCUACUAUGGAAUCAAUCAUCGAACAAUAUGGCGUCAAAAAACAUCUUUACAGCAUGGUGGUCUUUGGACAAAACGCCAACAUAAUACUACCGUUUCAAAAGACCACUAAAGACUUACUGCUGUCUGUAAUUAAAGGCGCCCAGUUGGCUUCUGGUUCGCCAGAUCUGGUGAACGCUCUGGAGACUACAAAGCAGCUCUUUUUCCAACUAAGCGGAGGUGCACGACCAGAUUCCCGGAAGAUAAUCGUGGUGAUGAUUGACAAGAAGUCUGUCAACAGCGGAAGCGCGAUCGAGAAGAUCGUACGUGAAUAUGAAGACGGCAAAGUCAGGUUUGUUACUGUAGUUAUUGGAAAUGAGGCCGACCCAGAUGAGCUUAUUCCGCUGACUCCAGACAAAGACAAGAAGGAUAUCGUGCCGACCGACAAAGAUGAUGAUCCACGUACGGUUAGAGAGAAAAUUAUGGCCGCGAUAGCUAAAACUUUAUCUGACCCAUGCUUGGUUAAAACAUGUGAUUUCAAUGGGAAGUGUGUGAAGUAUCCCAAUGGAACAGCAGAAUGCAUAUGCCGUGAUUACUGCCCACAGAGCUACAAUCCCGUAUGUGCCAGUGAUAAACAGACUUAUCCAAACAACUGUAGUAUGAUGGUCGAAUCGUGCAGAAUGAAGACAAGACUCACUGUUGUUAAGACUGGAGUAUGUGAAGCUUGCAACAACUCCGUUGAUCUGCUGUUUGUCAUGGAUGGAGGCAGUCUACCAAUCAAGAAGAACUUCAUCAAAGCUGUGAUCGAUACAUUCUACAUCGGCAUAAAUGACACCCGGGUGGGACUGCUGUUAACAGGAGGAAUAGGUGUGGUCGUGCGCCCUUUCAGCGUUUCCCAAUCUGUGGACGCGAUCAAAACCUAUAUUGACGGUCUCAAAGAUGUAGGAUCGUCUCCUGGAAUUACAUCUGGGCUGACGAGAGCCUUGGAAAUCAUCAAAGACCUAAGACCAGAUGUGAAACAGGCUGUGGUUGUGAUUAUGGAUCAAUCAGAAAAUGACAUCCCUUUGCUCCAUGAUGCAUCCGGAGCAUUAAAGGCCCGUGACGCUGCAUUGUUUGUCGUGGGGGUGGGGAGCGGCAUGGAUGACCCCAGUAUCAAGAAAGUCGCCUCUAAGAACGACUACGCAUUCCAUUCGACCUCCUUCAGUGAGCUCAUGUCUGUGGCACCCUUGCUUUCUGAUCAGAUUUGCCCCUUGAAAGUAUUGGUCUCAUACCCAAUCGACAUUGCUUUCGCUAUCUCUGCCACCAGUGCUAAAGCCAACGAGCUCUACGACUACAUGCUGGACGCCAUUAAGCUGAUCAUCGAUGAAUAUGGCAUGUACCAUGUCCAUUAUGCAUUCAUGGUGUUUGGUAACGAACCCGACGUGCGACUAAAGUUUGGUGCUAACGUGAAAAGCCCAGACCAGCUCAAGGGUCUUCUGGAUAAUAUUCCGAGAAUUGGCGGCCGGCCGAACCUGGAAAAAGCACUUGAAAAGGCUACUGAGAUUUUCCAGCCAGGUUAUAAGGGCGAGAGACCUGCUGUGCGAAAGUUUGUUGUGGUGAUUGUGGAUAGAAACACUGUAGGAGACAAGAAUGUUGUGUUACGUUAUGCAAAGAGCUUGGAGAAUUCCGGAAUAAAGGUGAUUCCAGUUGCUAUUGGACAGCAGGUGGGUCCAGACGGAAUACAAAUUCCUCCUAAUGAAGGAAACGUCAUCACGGACCCAGAACCAGAAAUUGGCAAACCAGACAUACUGGUUAUAGCUGUAAUGAAGGCCGUUUUGAAAAAUCCUUGCAAGGAAGUUAAAUGUGGCUACAACGCCAAAUGUCGCUCCUUACCAAAUGACACCGCUCUAUGCGAGUGCGAAGACGAUUGUUCAACAGAACCUGUUAAAGCAGUUUGUGGAAGUGACAUGGUGACUUAUCCAAAUGAAUGUGCGCUUAAAGCAAAGGCCUGCGUGGAGAAACAAAUGACCACCGUGAAAUCAAAAGGAAUUUGCCAGAAAGCCAUCGAUUUAGCCUUUGUAAUCGGCACCUCUGGACCAAAAGCUCCGUCCAACUUUGCGAGAAUGGUAACAAUCUUAAAGAACAUUGUCGAUGAGUAUGACGUUUCUGCGAGCAUGACGCAUCUCGCCCUCGUGGACUACAACGGUCUCCCUGCCAAUGCCAGGGUUUUCUUCAGUGACAGCUACACCAAGGAGAAUUUCAAAAUUGUGGCUGAGAACAUUCCUGGUCCAGGCUCUAGGCCAGGUACACUGAGUGACGCUCUGAAAAAGGUUCGCGAUUCAGUCUUUACUCUCCAGCGUGGCGAGCGACCGUUUGCGGAGGAUAUUCUCGUUGUUAUGACCGAGGGUGACUUUGAUGAAAACUCUAAAGCCAUCAUGGACGAGGUUGCCAAGUUACGGGAGAAGCCAGUCAAGAUCAUUGUCAUUGCCAUCACGGACAAACCCGAUGGGGACAAGUUUAAAGUUAUUGCAUCAGGAGAUAACCUCGUGGUGAUACCCAAGCCUGGUGGGGACAAAGAAGAGGCGAAAAAAGUACCAUUUAUCGCUGCCAAAGUGUUUCACAGUUGCGUAGAAGUGAAGACAUCCGGGUACUCAUCUGAUGGCCACUACCUUGUUCAGGCAAGUGACAGAUGUAAAGACCCAAUCAGAAUUUACUGUCACAUGAUGGCCUCCAACUCGCCGCGGGAGUUUAUAACUUUGGAGUCUGGAGCUGAGAACAACUACGCUAUUAUCUACCACCAACGGCUACAGGACAGGUUCAGCUGCAGUGGGCCUGCGCGAACACAGUUGUACGCUGAACGAGGAACAACAAAUUUCACUAAAGUGCGCCUUGACAUCGCAACCAUGAGGAUUAUCAGCAAUGACUUCACCUUUGCCCAGACGGAGGAAGGAAAGAACAUUGCAUAUGGCACUGCUGGGGAUUGUUAUUCGGUGAACACGGGCAAAUGCCGCAAGGGUGGCUUCAAGGUGGAUUUGAGCGGGACGAGACUUCGGGUUCGGGAUGAUGUGACGUGGACACUGCAAGGUUUCCCGAGUGGUUUACAGCUACAGGAUUACAUGAAGUCACAUGAUGGUGCCGUGGUGUCUGCCAAGUGUGGUGGGUGGUGUGGUAGAUGUAAACCGACCAGAGGAGCCAUUUUAGUGGAGCCCUUGUGUUCUAUUCCUGCAGCUUGUCCAUUUCCCAUGGAUGUGGUCUUCGCUUUAGACUCUUCUGCCGAGUUAUCAACCUCGGAAUACAACCAGCAGAAGAAUUUUGUUCUGACGAUGAUCAACGCUUUCACGAUUUCCGACAUCAAAACUCACGUUGGUGUUAUCACGGUUGGAGAGACCGCGCGGAAAGAUAUUGCGCUCAGAGAACACACUCGGCCCGGAGUACUGAAGGCUAGAGUGGCUGGGCUGCCUGCUAAGAGAGACUUCCCUUCAGAUCCGACCAGUAGGCUAAGUGACAUGCUACGAAGGGCAUCAGAGGUAUUCAGGAAUGGAGGAAGAACCGGGGUUCCAAAAUCUCUGAUUGCAAUAGUUGUCGGCAAAAUCACAGAGGAUCUGAAGUCUGCCGCCGCCGCCCUGAAGAACACAGGUGUUCAAAUAUUCGUUGUCGCUGUUACUGUUAAGACGCCCUCUUCUCGGCAUCUCAGUCUUGCCAGUGGAAGCAAUUUUAUGCACACUGUGAGCAGCCUGGAUGAGCUUGGUUAUCUGAGUGCAAGGCUGACCAAAGACACUUGUGAAGACCCUUGCGCGAAGAAGGUUUGUAAACACUAUGCGCGCUGCAAAGCAACUGAUUUCACCUCCACGGAGUGCGUGUGUCCAAAGAUGAGUGACUGUCCACCCACUAGAGAUCAAGUGUGUGGCAGUGAUAAGGUUACCUAUUAUAAUGACUGUGCAUUACGAGUUGAGGCUUGCAAAAAAGGAGAGGAUAUCACUGUUGACAACUUGGGGCCAUGUGGUCUUUGUGCUGGUGUUAUAUGUAGGGAACAUGAACGAUGCGAAGUGAAGGAUGGAAAUGCACAGUGUUCAUGUAAGGACGUCAGGGAGUGUCCCCAGACUGCGGCUCCCGUGUGUGGACAGAACAACGAGACUUACAUCAAUCAGUGUUAUCUGGACGUGGAUAAUUGCUUAAUGAAUGAAACCGUCGAUGCACAGAGACCUGGAAAGUGUGAGCCUUGUGCUGGUGUGCAAUGUAAAGAACCCAAGAAAUGCACGGUGGACUCUCAAGGGAACGCUCAGUGCGAGUGCCCGGAUGAAAGGGACUGCCCUAUGACUGUUAACACUGUAUGCGGCAGUGAUGGCAAAACAUAUCUCAACGAGUGUGUGAUGAAAGCAAAGGCUUGUCUGAAAGAAAUGUCAGUUUACGUCUUGAUAGAUGGCUAUUGUGGCCCAUGUGACCUCGCUAAGGACUGCAAAAACAAUGCGGCCUGCACUGGAAAUGCUGACGGCUCGGUCACGUGUAAGUGCCGGACAGAAGAUGAGUGUCCUAAAGAUGGUGAUGGAGUGUGUGGCUCAGACGGACAGACAUACAUCAACAAGUGUCUCUUAGAUGUGGCGGCUUGUGCAAAUAACAAAGAGGUAGACGUGCGUCAUACAGGACCUUGCGGAUCCUGUAGACUUAAUAGUUGCCGUUCAAAUGAAGUAUGCAUGGGUCAAAAGGACGGUACAUUUUCCUGUAAGUGCAUCGAGAAGAAGGACUGUGCCAAGGAGAAGGACCGUGUGUGCGGCACCGAUGGAAACACCUACCUGAAUGAGUGCAUUCUAAAGGCAGAGUCGUGUGAGAGCAACACAACAGUUGGAGUGAAGCAUGCUGGUCCUUGUGUGGUUUGUAAAGACACCCGCUGUUCUCAAGGCAAGCGGUGUGUGACAAGUAAACUGAAUACACCCACUUGCAAGUGUCCGACAGAAGAUGACUGUCCAAGAGAUUAUGAUCCAGUGUGUGGCAGCGAUGGGCGAAAUUACAUAACCUCGUGCAGAAUGAGAGUUGAAGCCUGCAGCACAGAAGUGUCGCUUGUAGUGAUCAAGAAGGGAGUGUGUGAUCCUUGCCAAGCUGCCAACUGUAAACACCAUUCCGUGUGCAAACUGAUACCUGACGGCUCCACGGCCUGUGAGUGUCCUCGGGCGGAGGAAUGCCCGGAUAUCAAUGAUCCCGUAUGUGGUACGAAUGGCAAGACUUACGAGAGCGAAUGCAAGCUGAAGGCGGAAAGCUGCGCGGAGGGAACCGAUGUUACAACGAAACACAAUGGAGUAUGCGGUCCCUGCUCUUUGUCGGAUUGCGAAGACUAUUACGGUAUAUGUACCGUAGCAGAUGAUGGAUCUGGUACUGCACAGUGCACGUGCCCAACCGCUGACCAGUGUUCAAAUGCCGCCAGAGCGGUUUGUGGAGACAAUGCUAAGACCUAUCGAAACAAGUGCUUCUUGGAAGCCGAGUCUUGUGCCCUGAAAUACAAAAUUGAAGUCAAGCGAAAAGGACAGUGUACUCCGUGCUCCAAAUCAGUCUGCCCUUCAGACCAAGACUGUAAGGUGGAUUCUCAAGGUAAAGCUGUCUGUAGUUGUCCUGAUUUCUGUCCCAGUUUGGGCGAGCCCGUGUGCGGCAGUGAUGGCAAAACGUACGAAAAUAGAUGCAAAGCAAGGAAGGAAUCAUGUGAGAAGAACAAACGGCUCUUUAUUAAACCUGGCAGCUGUGGGUUAGUGGUCACUCCAUGUUCGCUGAAGAGUUGUAUCAACCACGCCUUGUGUGCCAGUAAAUCGGGUUCAGUGGAAUGCCGCUGUCCAGAUGUGCGCGACUGUUCCGCUGGGAAGGUCCCCGUGUGCGGCAGCGAUGGAACUACUCAUAAAGUGUACAACAACAUGUGCUUUAUGAAGGUCGACUCCUGCAGGAAGGGCAAGAGAAUCAGCCCAGUCGUUACUGAAAAAUGCGCUCCUUGUGAUACAGCCAACUGCGACAGCCAGGCAACAUGUGAAGUGAAGGACAACAAAGCAAAGUGUGUGUGUCCGUCCGAGGCUGACUGUCCUUGGAAAGUAGACUUGAUCUGCGGUUCUGAUGGUCAGAGCUACUUGAACGAGUGUGUCAUGAAGGCCAAGUCUUGUAAAGCAGGAAAGAAAGUCUCACGCAAAAGGAGGGGUUAUUGUGUUAUCUGUGAUUUGGUGAAGUGCUUAGCUCCAAACUCUCAAUGUUUCGUCAAAGCCAACGGUCAUCACGAGUGUCGCUGUCCUCGAGAGGAUGAAUGUCCGUUGUCUGGCGAGAAGGUGUGCGGAAGCGACGGUAAAACGUACGACAAUGAAUGCAAACUAAAGGCACAGGCGUGCAAAGGGUCCGGCGGACUUGUGGUCACUAAACAAGACAGAUGUGAUACUUGCAACGGAAUGAAAUGCCCCGCGAAUCAAGUCUGUAAACUGGUGAAAGGCAAGGCAACUUGUCAGUGCCCGAAUGUCCGUGACUGCAGUUACUCUCCGGCGCCGGUCUGCGGUUCAGAUGGCAAUGCGUAUCCUAAUGAAUGUUAUCUCCUUGUCAAGUCUUGCCUCGCUGCUUUGGAGAAUAAAUCAUUGAACCUGUCACACAAAGGCAAAUGUGCAGGCGGAUGCAACAUCAUAAAGUGUCCAAAGUAUGCGGUGUGUCAUAACGCCCCUGAUGGAACACCCACAUGUGUGUGUCCGAAGAAAGACGACUGUGUGCCCGUGGUUAAACCAGUGUGUGGCACUGAUGGCAAAACUUACAUCAACGAGUGUCUUAUGAAGGUUAUCGCUUGUGAAAAGAGAGAAAACACGGACAAGAGAAAAGACGGAGUUUGUGAGCCGUGUAGAUUCGUUGUAUGCGCAAAUCAAACCAAAUGUGAAGUUCAACCUGACGGUGGCACCCGCUGCGUCUGCCAGUCAAGAGCUGAAUGCCCAGAUACAGAGGAACCCGUAUGUGGAAGUGACGGCAUCACGUAUGACAAUGAGUGCUAUUUUAAGGCUGCUGCCUGCGGACGUAAGAUGGAAAUGAAACAAGGGAAAUGCGAUCCAUGCUCAUUCCAUGUUUGCAAGUCGUACCAGGAUUGUGUUGUUGUUGACAACAAAGCCAAGUGCCAGUGCCCGAGAUGUGCUUCUCCGGACGAGCGUGUGUGUGCUGAUAACGGAAGGUCUUACCCCAGCAAGUGUUAUAUGAGAGCCAAAGCAUGCAAGAUCAAACGAGAACUCAAUGUGGUUAAGAAAGGAGAAUGCGAUGCUUGCGCUUUUAAGCGCUGUGGUGUAUACCAGCGUUGCGUUAUUGAUAGUAACAAACAAGCAAGGUGUGUAUGUCCAUCUCCGCUCCAGUGCCUGCGCGAACAGGCAGCCUUGCCCGUGUGUGGUAGUGACGGUAAGACGUACUCCAGUGAGUGUGCGUUGAGGGCAGAGAACUGUGGGAAACACCCGAAGGCUCUGCUUCAGUUUAUUGGGGAGUGCGGCCUAGUUGUGUUGCCUUGCUCCAGUAUUUCAUGUCGGUAUGGCGCGAGGUGUCGCUUCACAAGAGGUUACCCAGAGUGCACCUGUCCCGUGGAAAGUGAAUGUCCUGUUGAUGUGAAACCCGUGUGUGGUAGUGACGGGAGGAACUAUCCCAACGAAUGUGUGAUGACUGCUAGAGCUUGUCUGAUGAGAAAAGAUGUUUCAGCCGCAUAUGACGGAAUAUGUGUUGUAUGUCGUUUGGCAAAUUGUGAGAGGUUCUUUGCCAGAUGCGAGAUAACCCAGACAGGACUAGCUCAAUGUGUGUGCCCUGAGGUAGAAGAUUGCCCCGUGGAAGAUGAUGAAGUUUGCGCCAGUGACAAAAAGACGUACGCCACAGAAUGCCACAUGAGAGUAGCGGCCUGUGCGUCCAAGACCCCGCUACGUGUCGAGAAAAAAGGACCCUGUGCAACAUGCGCGGACAUCGAGUGUGCCAACUACGCAAAGUGUGUCACUGUUAACAGGCAACCCACAUGUCAAUGCCCCAAGGAAAGCGAUUGUACCACUAAAACGCUAGCUUCCGUCUGUGGGUCGGAUGGCGAGGUAUACGACAAUGAGUGUUACAUGCAGGUAACCUCGUGUGAAGCGGGACAGUUGAUCACCAAGAAGAAUGACGGAAUCUGUGCUCGAGACGUGUCUAUCGGCUUCAAAGGUGAUUCCUACAUGCAGUACAAACCUUUGUCACAAGUGAAGAACACAGCGGAUAUUCAAAUGGCCUUCCGACCUAUCAGUCGAUCUGGCGUUAUCCUAAGUAACAAAGCCUCGGGGAGGAAUCGCAACAAUGAUUUCAUCUUUAUCAUCUUGAAACGCGGAAGAGUCAUUUUCAGCUAUGAUCUGGGUAAAGGUCCAGCAAGUAUUAUAAGCGACCUACAGGUUGAGAUGAAUCAGUGGAAUCAGCUCCAGGUGCACAGAGAAGGCAUUAACGGCUACCUUGUGCUGAACGGGCAGCGCGUGACUGGCUCGUCCGCAUCGGGCGCAUCGCAGUUGAAUUUAGAUACUGACAUGUACCUUGGAGGAGGAGUCCAAGGCGUUUCUGAAAAGUAUGCAAACUUGCUGGGUACCAGAGCUGGUUUUUUCGGAUCCAUCAAGAAUCUAAUCAUCAACGGCGUAUACUAUGACCUUGGGUAUCCUGGCCAAGCCGUUGCGGAGUGGAAAGUAGUUCAGAACAGCAAUUUCGAUCCUUGUAUGAUGACUCCGUGUUUACAUGGCGGGACAUGCUCUGUGGAUGGCGACAGGAUCCAAUGUGACUGCCCGAAUGGAUUCCUGGGUGAUCGCUGUGAAAUAAGAGCCAAUGUGCCUUAUUUCCAAGGCGGGGCAAUUGGUGGUUCGUACAUGGAGUUAUCUCUGGAGCUGAUGAUUGCACAGAAAGAUGAAUUCGCUGCUAUUUUUGACAUACGUCCAGAACAAGCGUCUGGCCUCAUAAUGUACGCAGAAUCUGCCAAGGAUGAUGAUUUUAUCUCGUUAGCCAUGAUUGGAGGAUAUGUGGAAUUUAGAUUCAAUCUUGGACAAGGCGUCACAAAAAUAUCUACAGAUUUCACUUUGCAACUUGAACAAUGGCAUCACGUCGAGAUCAUCCGUGAAGGAUUACGAGGGACACUGAUUGUGGACUUCAAGAACAGCUUCACGGCUGUGGCUUCGGGAAAGUGGGUAAAUCUGGAUUUAGGACAAAGCAAGGUGUACCUGGGUGGAGCGACAAAUAUUCUUGAAGACAGAAUCUUUCAGAGGACUAGAACGAGAAACAGCUUCAAAGGGUGCAUCCGGGAUGUCGAAUCCGAAUACGAAGACUUACGAGAGAGACCGCUGGACCUGACGUUCUCAGAGAAGGAGGAUGUCACAAGAGUGUUCAAAAAUGUGAAAAAAUGUGGCUGCAAGGACUUGAAAUGUCAAAAUGGCGGUCAGUGCGUGUCGAGGCUGAAUGAUUUCCGCUGUGAAUGUAAACUGGGUUUCACAGGACCACAGUGUGAGACUGAAAGUUGUGGCAACGAUACUGUGGUUGACCUGGGAUUUGCGCUGGAUGGCUCCAAUUCAAUAGACGCUAAUGAGUACCGCCUGACAAAGGACUUUGUCAAGGACAUCAUCAGGAUGUUUUAUGUCUCGCAGUCUGGGACCCAUGUGGGUCUGCUCGAGUACGCUGCAAGGGCGAACAUUAGAGUUGGAUUUAAUGAUUUUUAUGAUACAGACGAACUUCUUGAGUACGUGGAAGACUUAAAACAGUCCAGUGGUGCAGCUACUAAUAUCGGAAUAGGUCUGAAGAAGACACUCUCGUUGUUUUCCAAAAGAUAUGAAAUGAGAGAUGAGGUGCCAAAAGUGUUCGUUUUCUUCACGGAUGGGACAAACACGGACGGCGACGAUUUGACUAUUUACACGCGGCAACUGGAGAAGAGAGGAAUCAAGACGCUAGCCAUUGGAGUAGGAAGUGAUACAGAUAAAGAUGAACUGACCACUAUCGCCUCUGGCUCCGCAGACAAUGUGUUCAGAAUAGAGGAGUUUGAGGAAUUGAAACUUGUUAUACAGGAAUUGAUUACAUCGCUGUGUCCAAGGUGACUUGCCGGAGCGUCACACGAUACAAGAUGAAACCGAAACCUAGCAGAAUAGUCUCCAAGAAGCAUGUGGAAAACCAUUUAUCGCCUUAACACGCUUAAUUACAAUUAUAUAAAGUAACAGAAGUAAGCUCUUUAAAGACUUUUGUUCUUGAAAUUUUGAACCUAGCUCUUGGUGGCUAACAAUCAAUCGAUCGUUAAACGUGCAUGACUAAGUAAUCGUUUGGCGAAGAGCAAACGUUAAAAUGGUCUAGCCUUUUGUAAUCAAAGUAAUAACAGCAAGAAAUAAAUGAACAUUAAAUAGGAAACAGAAGCUAUAGUGUAUACAUCAAGUGUUUGGUUUUUUACUGCUUUAAUUUUGAACUCUUUUGUAAGCCUUGAAGAUUUGACAUAAUAAAAAAAGUGCUAACCCAUGAUA